AUGGCCUCUUCGACUUCAGCACUUCGCCAGGUUGGCAUCUAUAGAAACCUUCCCAUCAUCGAUGAUACUUUGGAAGGACUCGCGGCUAUCGUUACCGGAGCCAAUGGAAUCUCUGGCUUCAAUAUGAUGCGCGCCCUUCUCGAGAGUCCUAAGCGGUGGAAGAAGGUCUUCUGUCUGUCCCGCAGGCCCCCGCCGGAGGAAAUGAUGGCCCUUUUACCUCGUGAGGCUCGGUCCAGGAUUCACUUCGUCAGUUGUGACUUCCUCAGUGAACCUGCUUCAAUCGCAGAGGCAUUGACAACAGCCGGCGUACACGCCAACUACAUCUUCUUUUACUCCUACGUUCACAAGCAAUGGUCCGAGGCAGAUGCUCUUGUCGAAAGCAACGUGCUAUUGUUGCAAAACUUCCUACAAGCACUUGAACUGGCCAAAAUCAAGCCGGACCGAUUCAUCUUGCAAACCGGUGGCAAAAAUUAUGGUGUUCAUAUCGGCCGCACGACCGUGCCUCUCCUCGAGUCUGACCCGCAGCCUAAACACCUCGAGCCGAGCUUCUACUACAUCCAGGAAGACCUUGUAAAGGCUUUCUGUCAGAAGCAAAACUCGUCUUGGAGUGUCAUCAUGCCCUGUGCUGUGAUCGGCGCGUCUUCGCAGGCGGCUAUGAACGGGUUCUAUCUGUUUGGGGUCUAUGCUGCGGUCCAAACACACAAAGGUGAACCACUCGAGUUCGGCGGCGACUGGGAAUCUUGGCAGUUCGAAAACUACCAUUGCUCUGCCCGGAUGACUGGUUUCUUAACCGAGUGGGUGGCUCUAACACCUCACGGCUGUAAUGAAAAGUUCAACACGCAGGAUGGCGGUCCUCUGACUUUGGAACGCUUUUUUAAUGAACUGGCUCGCUGGUAUGGCGCGAGCGGCGUGGUUCCUCCUCCAGAUGACGAGUCCGACAUGGCAAAUCAGACAUUUGGAACGUCUGGCAAGUUAGCUCCAUUGGGCUAUGGGCCCCCACUCUCGUACAAGGCGCGAUUCACCCUCGAGGACUGGGCCAAAGACGAGAAGAACGUGGCAGCAUGGCGGGAGAUGAUGGAGAUAUCUCGAGGCAAAUUAAUCCAUGAUCCAUUCGCCAUUCCAGACGGUUUCUACAUGGCCAGGUUCGCUUACUGCCGAACCGCAAGCCCUUGCCUUAACAAAGCCCGGCGGCUGGGUUGGACAGGGUUCGUCGACACAAUGGAGAGCAUAUUUGAAGCAUUCGUGGAAAUGGCAAAGCUGGGAAUGCUGCCGGAGAUGCGAGUCCAGUUUGCCCGCCCAUUGUGCUAA
Molecule: messenger RNA, 1308 nt
Organism: Pestalotiopsis fici W106-1
Lineage: Eukaryota; Fungi; Ascomycota; Sordariomycetes; Amphisphaeriales; Sporocadaceae
Exons: 1
Coding region: 1-1308 (435 amino acids)
Source: RefSeq, a predicted model, not a curated record